UGUCUUGUUCUGAUCUGGAGCCGGCGCCGCAGUCCUGGGCGUGUGAGCAUUCUGUGGAAGGCACCGUGCGGUCCCUGCCGAUCGCGCCGCUCCGAACCCCGCGGAGCCCUGCCGGUCGGCGCAAGCGCAGAGCCACCGCCCUCGUCGAGUCCGGCCCAGCCGUGUGUGCGGCCUGUGGCACGGCUGCCGUUAUCCACGGCGCCGCCCCCCCCCACCCAUCGCCCAGCGGCGCACCCCGCGGGCCGCGGCCGCGGGCGCGAUGCGCGCGCUCGUGGCCGUGAAGCGCGUGGUGGACUACGCCGUGAAGGUCCGGGUCAGAGCGGACAAGACCGCUGUCGAGCUGGAGAAUGUGAAGAUGUCCAUGAACCCGUUCUGCGAGAUCGCGGUCGAGGAGGGGCUCAGACUCAAGGCAGACACCGACCGCAUGCAGAAGGUGGUGCCCCAGGCCGCUCCGCAGGGAGCUCGUGCCGUGCCGGCGGGCCGCCUCUGGGAGGAGAAGGGCCACAUCUCGGAGCUGAUCGUGGUCUCGGCGGGGCCCGACAAGGCCGCGGAGACGCUGCGGCAGGCGCUGGCCAUGGGCGCGGACAGGGCCAUCCACCUGAAGACCCCGCUGCCGCUGCCAGGAGCUGCAACCGCUGGCCGUGGCCAAGCUGCUGCGGCAGGUCGUAGACAAGGAGCAGCCGAGCGUGGUCUUAUUAGGCAAGCAGGCCAAGCAUUCGCCGCUGCCCCUCUCCAAGCAUGCCUCGCGC
Messenger RNA from Prorocentrum cordatum, 749 nucleotides. NCBI's taxonomy places the organism in Eukaryota, Dinophyceae, Prorocentrales, Prorocentraceae. The record is from the annotation of a GenBank genome assembly.